Molecule: messenger RNA, 1257 nt
Organism: Pleuronectes platessa (European plaice)
Lineage: Eukaryota; Metazoa; Chordata; Actinopteri; Pleuronectiformes; Pleuronectidae
Gene: cfap119
Product: cilia and flagella associated protein 119
Exons: 9
Coding region: 399-1163 (254 amino acids)
Source: RefSeq, a predicted model, not a curated record
CUUCCAUCUUCUUUGGUACAGUUGUUGUCAAGGACUUAUGUAGAAUUUAAGGCAAGGAUACAAAUGUAAAUCUUUCCUUUGGUUUAUCACAGUUUACUCAGGCACAGUAUCAGUCCCACUGUAACUGAUACUGGGAAUACUGGGUUCGAUCUAAUAAACGUUCAUAAACCAGUAUUUAGGUCAUUGAAUAAAUCCCAGCCAGCUGUGGUUGCUCUCGGACAGUGGGGCAACAAAGGCAGCGGCUUCUAAACGGCGUGGUAAUAAAGGAAGCUGCCUCCAAACAUUGUGGCAUCCCCCAAAAAACGUAUCAGUGGCAGUUUCUUUUGCCACCGGAAGAGCCUGUACGAGUCACCGCUGCCACGAUUUGAGCUUUAUCACGUCAUCCCGCUACAGAAAAUAUGGACGUGACAAUAAAGGUCCCACAGACCCUCAAAGCCAAAGUGAUGCUGUGGACGGAUGCAAGCUUCCAUGACAUGGAGGUGAUCGACAACACGCAGUCUCGUCCUGAUCUCGAAAGAGUUGUGGGCAGCGUGUUUGGAGUUGACCUCGCUGAACCCAAACGAGGAGUUCUGCUGGAGCUGUAUGUGCAGACUGUGAUCUUCUGCAGAAAGUUCAGCUUCAACAUGGAACAAACUUCUGCCCUGCUGUCCAUCAUUAAGUCCAUCCAUGAGGCUAACAUAGAAACGCCUCUCAACAACCUGGAGCAGUGUUUCGAUUACUGCAAGGAGCUGCUGCUCUGUCACUCUGUCAGGCGACCCCCCUUCAGUAUCAACCUCUUCAGCCCUAAGGAGGCCGACUUUAUCCUGAACUACAUCUACAACAGCUACAUGAGACACUACAAACUCUACAAAUAUAUCUUCACUCCACAGGUUAAACUGGAUUUGUCACUGACUUACGUUGGGAUCCCUGAUGAGGAUUCUUCUGCUGCAGGAGCCGAAGAUGCACCGAUGAAAGAGGAUUCCACGGACACACAGGACACUUCCCUCACAGAGGAAGAAAAAAGCAUGCUGGGUCACACGUCGGACCUGAAGGCAAUUGUAGAGACAGAAGUCAGGGAUCAGAUGAUGCUUCUGUCAGGACAACUCGACAAGAGAAUGAAUGAAAUUGCAGACCAGCACAAAACGUUAGAUUCUCCGCAGCCCAACCACAAGGCCAAAAAAUGACACGUGAUAAAACUUACAGCCUGCAGAACAAGAUAAUUCUGACUGUAAUGUGUUUUAUUGUCAAUAAAACCCUUUAUCUUCUUUUACAGUACAA